CAAAAUCAUAAAUUGGGAACACAACUGCUAAAAAACAAAUUAUAUUUUGUACUGCGUAUUGGUCGUUGUGUAUUGCAUGAUUUGUAUAGCACGGGUGAGAAAAAUACAAUGGAAAAAUACAUGAAUUGUAUAGCACGGGUGAGAAAAAUACGAUGGAACGGUAGAAAAAUAGCCGCAUGAGCUGUAUGUGACCAUUGACAUGAAGAACUAGCCGUUAGUUACUCAAAAUUCAAAUUCUCGCUGUCACUUUCACGCUGGAUCGCAGAAACACACUGCUUUAUAUAACUUUCCAUUUCCGGUUUCUCUUCUUCUUCUCUCUCUUGCCCUCUCUCAUAGUUUGCCCAUUGACAGGCGGUGUUGUCUCAGGUAAGAUCCAGAUAAUCCGAUGUAUUUUGUUAAUUCUGCCCUCACCAUAUCUGGCGAGUUAUCAAUUUUAAUCUCGGUGAACUUUCUGUAUAGGAUCUCCGAAUUGUUAGCUGCUGCGAAGGUGUGUUGCUUCAAAAUUAGGGCUAAAUCACUUCGAAUCCCCUGCUCUGUUGCUACUUUCUCUGGAAAGCGAUAUGUCCUGCAGAGAAAUUGUUGCUAAGGAAAGUUCUUAGAUAACAGAACCAGAUCAAAGUUUUGUGGAUACAAGCUUUAGUAAGAAUAUGACCGCGAAAACUCCUGGUACACCAGCUUCGAAGCUAGAAAGGACACCAGCUAGCACUCCUUCUGGACAAAGAGAAAGAGAGGAAAAAAUCGUAGUUACAGUGCGUUUAAGACCAUUAAACAAAAGGGAGCAAUCAGCCAAGGAUCAUGUGGCAUGGGAGUGCAUUGAUGAUCAUACAGUUGUAUAUAAGCAAACAUCCCAGGAACGGCCUCCACAACCUAGCUCAUUUACAUUUGAUAAAGUAUUUGGUCCUGAUAGCUUAACUGAAACAGUAUAUGAGGAAGGUGUAAAGAAUGUGGCUUUAUCUGCUUUGAUGGGAAUCAAUGCAACAAUUUUUGCUUAUGGGCAAACCAGUAGUGGGAAGACAUACACUAUGAGAGGAAUUACAGCAAAAGCUGUUAAUGACAUCUAUGCUCAUAUCGCAAAUACUCCAGGAAGAGAGUUUAGAGUAAAGAUAUCUGGACUGGAAAUCUACAAUGAAAAUGUAAGGGACCUAUUGAAUUCAGAAUCUGGCCGUAAUCUCAAGCUUCUAGAUGAUCCUGAGAAAGGAACUAUGGUUGAAAAGUUGGUUGAAGAAACAGCAGCUAAUGAUCAACAUCUCAGACAGUUAAUUAGUGUUUGUGAUGCUCAGAGACAAGUUGGUGAAACUUCCCUUAAUGAGACAAGCUCAAGAUCUCACCAGAUCAUAAGACUGACAAUAGAAAGUAUCCUUCGUGAAAGUUCAGGAUGUGUGAGGUCUUACGUUGCAAGUUUGAACUUUGUAGAUUUAGCUGGAAGUGAAAGGGCAUCACAGACAAAUGCUGAUGGUGCUAGACUCCGGGAAGGCUGCCAUAUUAACUUGAGUUUGAUGACUCUUACAACUGUUAUCAGAAAGCUCAGCGUGGGAAAACGAACUGGUCAUAUACCCUACAGAGACUCGAAGCUGACGCGCAUAUUGCAGCACUCCCUAGGCGGAAAUGCCCGUACUGCCAUCGUUUGCACUUUGAGUCCCGCUUCUUGUCAUGUGGAGCAAUCGCGUAAUACUCUCUUCUUUGCUACCCGCGCAAAGGAAGUGACGAACAAUGCUCAAGUGAACUUGGUUGUUUCAGACAAACAGCUCGUUAAGCAUUUGCAGAAGGAGGUUGCCCGACUUGAAGCGCAACUGGGAACACCUGAUAUUUCAAAUGACAAAGAUUUUAAGAUUCAGCAGAUGGAGCUGGAAAUUGAAGAGCUGAGGCGCCAAAGAGAUCUUGCUCAGUCUCAAGUGGAUGAGUUACGCAGGAAGCUCGAGGAAGAACAGGGACUAAAAUCACCACAACAGGAGUCAUUUACUAGUCCAGUUGCAAGGACUCUCUCCUUCUCUACCACAUCACCUAACCUUAAAGUAAAGGAAUCAGUUCGUAGUGAAAGAGCAAGAAACACAAUGGGAAGACGAUCAAUGAUGAGGCAAUCUCUAGCUGUUCCUUUCACGCUCAUGCAUGAAAUUAAGAAACUUGAACACCUUCAGGAGCAACUCGGAAAAGAAGCAAACCGGGCACUCGAAGUGUUGCAGAAGGAAGUAACUUGUUAUAGACAAGGUAACCAAGAUGCUGCUGAGACUAUAGCUAAGCUGCAAUCAGAGAUCAGGGGAAUGUGUGCCGAAGAACAGCCUGCUCAUAAAGAUGUUGAAGUUGGAAAUUUUGGUUCUGUCAAUAAGAGUGUCAGUGCAAACCUCAAAGAAGAAAUUGCAAAACUCCACUCUCAAGGUAGCACAAUAGCCAAUCUUGAAGAGCAACUGGAAAUUGUUCAGAAGUCCAUAGACAAAUUAAUAAUGUCUCUCCCUGAUUCAAAUGAUGAUUCAUCCGUGAAAUCUAAAAAUCUAUCCAAGAAGAAGAAAUUGCUUCCAUUAGCAUCUAACAACAGUCUUAAUAUGCAAAGUUUCAUCAAAUCUCCAUGUUCACCUUUAUCAUCAACUUGCCAAGUCAUGAAGAACUCCGAGACUGAAAACAGACCUCCAGAGUAUAGUGAUGACGUGUCAGUCGAGAAGGAGACUCCUACGAAAAGUGAAGGAGGGGGUGAGUUGUCAUCAAAAGAGAGUACCCCUGUCAAUAUGAGAAAAAUGCAAAAGAUGUUCCAAGAUGCAGCAGAAGAGAAUGUCAGAAGCAUAAGAUCAUAUGUAACUGAGCUUAAAGAACGUGUUGCCAAGCUGCAAUACCAAAAGCAACUACUUGUUUGCCAGGUGCUUGAACUCGAAGCAAAUGAAGCAGCUGGGUACACAUUAGAAAACGAUGUUGUUCCUGAGAUAGAGGAGGAGUCUCCGGCUUCAUGGCACAUAAUAUUUAGGGAGCAACAACAGCACAUCAUUGACUUAUGGGAUGUUUGUCAUGUCUCCAUCAUUCAUAGGUCACAGUUCUAUCUAUUAUUUAAAGGUGACCCUACGGACCAGAUAUAUAUGGAAGUUGAACUUAGGCGCUUGACUUGGUUACAACAACACCUAGCAGAGCUUGGAAAUGCAAGUCCAGCUCAUGUGGGAAAUGAGCCGACGAUUUCUUUAUCAUCAAGUAUUAAGGCACUGAAGAGGGAAAGGGAGUUUCUUGCAAAGAGAUUGGCCACUCGUUUGAGCGUAGAGGAAAGAGAUGCAUUAUACAUGAAAUGGAGGGUUCCUUUAGAUGCAAAGCAGAGGAGGAUGCAGUUCAUAAACAAGCUGUGGACAAUUCCACAUGACAGGAAACAUGUAGAAGAGAGUGCAGAGAUAGUUGCAAGGCUUGUAGGCUUCUCUGAGGGUGGGAAUCUAUCAAGGGAAAUGUUUGAGCUCAAUUUUGUCCUUCCAUCUGACAAGAGGCCGUGGUUUAUGGGAUGGAAUCCAAUAUCUGAACUUCUUCAUUUAUAAUAAGAAAAAGUACAAGAAUUCUUUCUGUAAUUAAAUUGUGUUUUCAUUUCUUGUUCACCCCCUUUCAGUGGCAUUCAGAAUAUUUUUCAGUGUAUACUGAAUCUGUAGCCAGUUUAUAGACUGGAACCAAAUAGAUAUCAAUAUUCGUUAUGACUCGUUACUUUGCAUGAAAGUGGGAUUUUUUGCUGCACCUCUUGAGUGUGCAGAUUUUGGAGAAGUCUUUUGGCAGAAAGAAAGAGCAGAAGUAAUUUUGUGUGCUACGUGUGUUAGAGACCUAUAGAGAAUAUAAAAAAAAAAUAGAAUAAGUGUAAUAAGUGUUUGGGGGGGAUUAUUAGAUAAGGACUAUGGCUGGGUGGCUGAGGUCUAUAAAUAGAAGUUAGAAAGAUGUAAUACGGGGCGGAAUUUGAAUUGUAAAGUGUAGCCCUAACUGUUGCCUAGGCCGAUGGCCAUUGUUGCCUUUUCUUGAAUAAGAAGUUGCCUUGAGUUCUUGAUU
Messenger RNA from Cuscuta epithymum, 3990 nucleotides. The record is from the annotation of a GenBank genome assembly. Lineage: Eukaryota; Viridiplantae; Streptophyta; Magnoliopsida; Solanales; Convolvulaceae.